This is a messenger RNA of Galeopterus variegatus (Sunda flying lemur), 1262 nucleotides long. RefSeq names its product small nuclear ribonucleoprotein 48kDa (U11/U12) (gene SNRNP48). The record is from RefSeq and is a predicted model, not a curated record. The transcript is spliced from 9 exons. The coding region runs from base 1 to 1113 and encodes 370 amino acids. NCBI's taxonomy places the organism in Eukaryota, Metazoa, Chordata, Mammalia, Dermoptera, Cynocephalidae. Gene Ontology annotation, cellular component: nucleoplasm; cytosol; U12-type spliceosomal complex.
AUGCCGUUCAGGGAAGGCCAGAGGAAACGCAUCCGGGAGCGGCACAAAAGACGCAGCGUCUGGAAGAGACCGAAAACCGCCUCUCAGAAUAGCAGCUCCCGCCCUUCCCAGGGCCCUUCCUAUAGGCUGUUCCAGCCACGUGACCGCGUGGCCCCUCCCGCAGCUCCCAGGGGCCCGCGCGCGCUGUGGGCGGUUCGGCAGCUUCCUCCGGGCGGGCGGUCGGCGGCCAUGGAGGGCCAGCCUCCCCCUGAUGAAGUUGUGAUAUGUCCUUAUGAUUCCAAUCAUCACAUGCCUAAGUCAUCUUUAGCAAAGCACAUGGUAUCUUGUAGAUUGAGGAAACUAGGCUAUACCAAAGAAGAAGAGGAUGAAAUGUAUAAUCCUGAUUUUUUCUAUGAAAAUGUGAAAAUACCUUCAAUUACUUUGAAUAAGGACUCACAAUUCCAGAUAAUUAAGCAAGCUAGAACUGCAGUUGGAAAAGAUGGUGAUUGUUAUAAUCAAAGGAUUUAUUCUUCACUGCCUGUUGAAGUUCCUCUAAAUCACAAACGGUUUGUUUGUGAUCUAACCCAAGCUGAUCGUCUUGCCCUCUAUGAUUUUGUACUUGAAGAGACAAAGAAAAAGCGCUCUGAUUCUCAAAUCAUUGAAAAUGACAGUGAUCUCUUUGUAGACUUGGCUGCCAAAGUCAAUCAAGAUAAUAGUCGAAAAAGUCCAAAAUCUUACCUUGAAAUCUUGGCGGAAGUGAGAGAUUAUAAAAGAAGACGCCAGUCCUAUAGAGCUAAGAAUGUUCACAUAACCAAGAAAUCAUAUACUGAGGUGAUUCGAGAUGUGAUAAAUGUGCACAUGGAAGAACUCAGUAAUCAAUGGCAAGAAGAGCAGGAAAAAGCAGACGAUGAUGCCGAAAAGAACGAAGAAAGGCGAUCAGCUUCAGUAGAUUCACGACAGUCUGGUGGAAGCUAUUUGGAUGCCGAGUGUUCACGACAUAGAAGAGACCGGAGUAGGAGCCCACAUAAACGAAAAAGAAAUAAGGAUAAGGAUAAAAACAAUGAGUCAAGAAGAAGGAAAGAGAGGGAUGGGGAAAGGCAUCAUAGUCAUAAAAGAAGAAAGCAAAAAGCAUAAAUGAAGUAUUUGUCAUGUGUUAAUAUGCUUAUGCCAUGAUAACCAGUAUGCUGAUAUUUUAAUUGUAAUUGCUUUGCAGAGGAAUGUUUAUAAGACCUGUUGUUUAGUGCUCAUUAGUUUUCAAUAAAUACUUGUGCUUCAAAUUGAGU